CUACCACUGUGUUGCUUCACCAAUCUGUGCGCACCAGUGGUUGGCCUUCAAAUUCGUUUACAUCGAUGGUCAGCAUGAUGAUGGAAACCACUCAGAUAUUUGCCGGUCAAGGAUCAUUCAUGAAAACUUGAAGAACUUUAUCCUGUUCAAUUCGAUCUCUUUGAAGUUUGAUGGCCUAACGCCAAUGCUGCACACAUGGUAGCCCCCUGCAUCUACUACUCAAGCAAUUCCUUGGAUGACAGCGCGUUAUCAAACAUAUGAUACACUCCUGAAUCCUGAUAUCAACCUUGAAACACCGCCACGCGGUUUCAUCCUCAUCGCUGAAGAUGUGCUCCCAGCAUCAGCACCAGCCCCCAAACCCAUCAUCCAUUGUCACAGAAUAGAUGCUAAGCUAAGCUUAUUAUCCGUGGUUUCGGGAUAUAUAAUAUGGUGGAACCCUGAUGGAAUUGAUCUUGUCAGCAGCACCAAUGGCUUCCUCAACGCAAGAUCUCACUCCACAUCUUCACCUCGCUAACACAUUUGGGGCAAUUCUCAUCGGAGUUAUCAUUGCAGCAGUUCUCUUUGGUGUAACCAAUAUUCAAGCAUUCAUCUACUUUCGGACGCAUAGUGGCACAGGGAUAACAUUCUAUAAGCUAGUCGUCAUAUGGCUUUGGAUACUUGACGCUCUGCAUUUGGUCCUGAUCGUCCAUUGCAUCUAUUUUUAUUUAGUGAUCAACUACGGGAACGUUGUUGCACUCACAGAAAUUGUAUGGAGUGGCAAACUUCAGUCGGUAGUCGCCGUUUCUAGCAUCUUUGUGGAACAUCUACUAUAUCUCCAUCGCAUAUGGACAGUUAGCAAGGGCCGAUCAAGGGCUCUACCUAUCACGGUGGGCAUCGCCAUCGUCCUAACUUCGGGUCCAGCCACCGCCGUUAUUUGGUGCAUGUACCAGUUUGUCCAUAGCAUCAGCGAUUUGGUUCGAAUCCAGUGGGCAUUAUACAUGUAUUUGGGCACUGUCGCCUUCGUCGAUAUCUAUAUCGCAUCAUCGCUAUGUUAUCUCCUCGCUACGUCCCGUACUGGAUUCUCGAGGACGGACUUAUUCAUAACAAAGCUCAUGAAUUAUGUCAUUGAUACAGGUUGUUUGACGAGCAUGUGUUCAAUGAUAGCUAUCAUUACAUGCGCAGUAAUGCCGAAGAACUACAUAUUUGAAGCUGUCGAAUUUUUGCUGCUGAAACUGUAUGUCAAUUCGUAUCUCGCACUCCUGAACGUGCAGUACUACGUGCAGCCCAAUGCAGACAAAUCUGGAUUCCGCCACGGCGUCUACCACCCGAAGCUGCACGUUAAUGCAUCGCAGACCCGUGAACUCCGGGCAUCUCGGAAGAGCAUGUUUGAACAUCCCGAUGGUGAAGUAAUGCAUAUCACUCGACCUGUUCAGGCUGUCAUGCCACAGCGGCCCAUGGAGGUGACGAUGCAGAUGAAUUCUCUCCCCUCAGUGUGAUGGAAGCAUGGAUCAUCGUCUCCACAUACUGCGAGAUAAGUAGGAUCGGCCAAUCACUUGGACUGCUUGGUAAAUUUUCGAAUUGUAGUAUGACAUGGAGAGGUAUCAGUACGUACAACUAUUUCUUGGUGCGCCCCUAGUCGACCUCGGCGGAAUCGCACUUUACCGUGUAGGCUAGUAGCUCUAUCACAUUUGUGAUAACAUCCUCAUGCCGCGGGCGCUGCAGCCUCUUUGUUGUUAAAUAGGCAAUCGUGCGCCCGGUCACACCAGGCCGUGGAGAUGCAAGAUAGGAC
Suillus clintonianus is the source of this 1768-nucleotide messenger RNA. RefSeq lists its product as uncharacterized. The transcript has 17 exons. Lineage: Eukaryota; Fungi; Basidiomycota; Agaricomycetes; Boletales; Suillaceae. Bases 441 to 1475 code for a protein of 344 amino acids. The record is from RefSeq and is a predicted model, not a curated record.